AUGAGUUUUAAUUUGCAGAAGAGUGAUGAAGAAGAAGAUGGGAAAAGGAGUCAAAAAGAGAGGGAGGGAGAAGGUGGGACGUCUGUGGAAAAGGACUACAAGUCAAAAGACAAAAGCACUAAAGGAGUACAGGAAGAUUUCAGCUGCAAGAAAAUCCAAACCCAGUUCUUCUUCUGUUCUUCAAAAAAGGGAUUUACAAGAAUUUACAACUCUGUCCUCUUUAUGGGGUUCUUGGCAAGGGCAUUUCAGUCAUUCCGUCCACCCCCUCCAAAAACAUGCGGUUCUCAAGAUGGUCCUCCAAUUACAUCACCAAGAAUAAAGCUUCGUGAUGGAAGGCAUUUGUCAUAUAUGGAACACGGUAUCCCAAAAGAAACAGCCAAGUUUAAAAUAAUAUACAUCCAUGGUUUUGACAAUUGCAAAGAAAUUAAUAUUUUUGCCUUGGCAGCCUCUCCGGCUCUUAUUGAAGAGUUAGGGGUGUACACUGUUUCAUUCGACCGACCUGGUUACGGAGAGAGUGAUCCGCACCCUGAGAGAACUUUAAAAAGUUUAGCUUUGGAUAUAGAUGAGCUUGCUGAUCAACUACAACUCGGUUCCAAAUUCUAUUUAGCUGGAUUAUCCAUGGGUGGAUUGUUGGUUUGGCCAUGUCUUAAGUACAUUCCUCACAGGCUAGCAGGAGUGGUUUUCAUUUCACCUGGAGUAAAUUAUUGGUGGCCUUCAUUUCCUUCAAAGUUAUGUAAUGAAGUGUAUUAUGAAAUGUUUAAGACUGAUCAAUGGGCUUUACGUGUUGUUCACCACCUUCCAUGGCUGAACUACUGGUGGAACACUCAAAAAAUGGUUUCCUAG
Lactuca virosa is the source of this 843-nucleotide messenger RNA. NCBI's taxonomy places the organism in Eukaryota, Viridiplantae, Streptophyta, Magnoliopsida, Asterales, Asteraceae. The record is from the annotation of a GenBank genome assembly.